Rana temporaria (common frog) is the source of this 3170-nucleotide messenger RNA. It is a transcript of the gene MATN2, whose product is annotated as matrilin 2. NCBI's taxonomy places the organism in Eukaryota, Metazoa, Chordata, Amphibia, Anura, Ranidae. The transcript has 19 exons. The record is from RefSeq and is a predicted model, not a curated record. Bases 106 to 2856 code for a protein of 916 amino acids. Gene Ontology annotation, molecular function: calcium ion binding.
AAUAUUUCAUCCAUGUAUGGCUUUAUUUAAGGGUAUAUACUGUGCAAACCUGGGCAGUCCUGAAUUAGAAAAUACAGAAGAAGGCUACUGCAGUCAGCAAAAAGCAUGGCUCUUGUGAAUACGUGCAUCAUGCUUCCACUCCUGUUCCUGGCUACGGAGGCGGUGGAGAAACGACAGUCAGGUGGAAAAACUGAGGUGGAAAUUCAAUCUGAUUUAUUAAAGGAAGCCUGUCAUAACAAACCAUUGGAUCUUGUCUUCAUCAUCGACAGUUCCAGAAGUGUACGCCCGUAUGAUUUUGAAAAGGUGAAAGAAUUUCUAAUCACUAUGCUAAAGUUCCUGGACAUUGGCCCAGAUACCACCAGGGUGGGCCUGUUACAAUAUGGCAGCACCGUAAAAAAUGAGUUUUCCUUAAAGACGUACAAAAAGAAAUCUGAUAUUGAACGAGCAGUGAAGAGGAUGAUGCACCUUGCCACUGGAACCAUGACGGGACUGGCCAUUCAGUAUGCCAUGAACAUUGCCUUUUCUGAAUCUGAGGGGGCCCGCCCAUCGCAUCAAUUUGUGCCAAGGAUUAUUAUGAUAGUAACUGAUGGCAGGCCGCAGGACCCCGUAGCUGAAAUCUCAGCAAAGGCAAGGAACUCUGGGAUCUUAAUAUUUGCCGUUGGGGUGGGUCGGGUAGAUAUGGACACUUUGAUAUCCAUUGGAAGUGAGCCACACGAGGAACAUGUCUUCUUAGUAGCCAAUUUUAGUCAGAUUGAAACGUUGACAUCUGUCUUCCAGAAUAAGCUUUGUGCUCCUCAUUUAUGCUCUACUACUGAACAUGGCUGUGAUCACUUCUGUAUCAAUACUCCGUUCUCAUACAUUUGUAGAUGCAAGCAAGGAUACAUCCUGAACCCUGAUGAGAAGACCUGCAGAGUUCAGGACCUGUGUGCUUCAGAGUCCCAUGGCUGUCAGCAGAUCUGUGUGAACACACCAGGAUCCUACGUGUGCCAAUGCUACGAGGCCUAUGAGCUGGCCAAGGAUAAAAAGUCUUGUAAAAUUGUGAACUAUUGUGCCUUGGGUACUCAUGGCUGUCAGCACGAGUGUGUGAACGUUAACGACUCGUACAUCUGUCAGUGUCGUCCUGGGUUUAUCUUGAAUCCAGAUAAGAAAACAUGUAGCAAACCAGAUUACUGCGCCUUGGCUAAUCACGGAUGUCAACACGAGUGUGUUAAUACAGACGAUUCAUAUUACUGCAGAUGUCGGCAAGGGUUUACCCUCAAUCCAGACAAAAAAAAGUGUACAAAGAUUGACUACUGUGCACGGGGCAACCACGGAUGUGAACACGAAUGUGUGACUACGGACAGCUCCUUCAUAUGUAAAUGUCGGAAAGGCUACGCUCUGAACCGCAACGGAAAAACAUGCAGAAAAGUGGACCACUGUGCUGAGAGCAGUCAUGGAUGUCAGCAAAUCUGUACCAACACAGAAGAAUCGUAUGAGUGUCAGUGCUAUGAAGGGUUUAAGCUAAACAGAGAUAAGAAGACCUGCAAUCCGGUUGAUUACUGCGCCUUGAAUGAACAUGGCUGCGAGCACUUGUGUGUGAAUGCUGAUGGAUCCUUCAAGUGCCAAUGCUCCGAGGGAUAUUUUCUUCGUGAUGAUAAGAAGACAUGCCAAAGUAAAGACCCCUGUAAAACCUCUGAGCAUGGCUGUGAGCAUCUGUGUGUCAAUAAUGGGAAUUCCUAUAUGUGCAAAUGCUUUGAAGGAUACAGUUUAACUGAAGAUGCAAAAAGCUGUAGAAGUAAAGACCCCUGUAAAACCUCUGUGCAUGGCUGUGAGCAUCUGUGUGUCAAUAAUGAGAAUUCCUAUAUGUGCAAAUGCUUUGAAGGAUACAGUUUAGCUGAAGAUGGAAAAAGCUGUAGAAGUAAAGACCCCUGCAAAACCUCUGAGCAUGGCUGUGAGCAUCUGUGUGUCAAUAAUGAGAGUUCCUAUGUCUGCAAAUGCUUUGAAGGAUACCAUUUAGUGGAAGAUGGAAAGCGAUGUAGACGAUGUGGAGAAGGACCUGUGGACUUGGUAUUUGUCAUUGACGGAUCGAAGAGCCUUGGCGAAGAUAAUUUUGAAAUUGUAAAGCAGUUUGUAAAUGGGAUAAUAGACUCACUAGAGAUCUCCCAGAAAGCUGCCCGUGUGGGUUUAGUACAAUAUUCCACCCAUGUCCGCACAGAGUUCACCAUGGCACAGUACAGCUCAGCCAAAGAGAUGAAGAAAGCCAUCUCCCAGAUGAAAUAUAUGGGCAGAGGCUCCAUGACGGGACUGGCCCUGAAACUAAUGUAUGAGAAAAGCUUCACAGAGGUUCAAGGCGCCAGGCGACGCUCCUUGGGUGUUCCCAGAGUGGCCAUUGUGUUUACCGAUGGGCGAGCACAGGAUGAAGUAGCCGACUGGGCAAGCAGAGCAAAACAGAGUGGCAUUACCAUCUAUGCUGUCGGUGUGGGCAAGGCCAUUGAUGAGGAGUUACGGGAAAUUGCUUCAGCUCCCCAUGACAAACAUGUGAUUCAUGCUGACGACUUUAGCUCCAUGGGAUAUAUCACGGAAAAAUUGAAAUCCAGCAUCUGCGAAGGGUGGACCAACUGGAAGGUCAAUACUGAAAUAUCUAAUGAAGAAUUAACUUCUGAGUUCAAAGAGAAUGGUGAAAUCACAGUCUCCUGCUCAAUGUCUGCCUUAAAAUUCACUACACAAGCAGAAGAUAUAUCCGAGGAGCAGUGCCAGUGUAAGAAUAUACUGGAAUUUCAAAACAAUGCAAACGAAGAAAUCAAGCGGCUAAGUCAUCAAUUAGAGCAGAUGACAAGGCGAAUGGAGAUUUUGGAGAACCGCCUGGGGGAAAGAUAACAGACUUGGAUUUGCCCUGAGCUCAUUGAAAACAUAGCACAAGGAAUCUUCAUAAAGAAGAAACGCCACGCUCUGAGCGUUCAAAAAUGUAUUUUAUUUAUAAUUUUUUUUUCUAUUUCAGUCCACAAAGAAUAUACAGAAAAAGCAUUUUGUGCCAAUUGUAUAAAUGAGAAUUUUAUAUGUGAAUUUCUAUGGGACACAAGAGGAACACAAAACAUUUUUAUGGACCAAGUCUAGUUUUGUCAUUUUGAAUUUUCAAGCUUGUCACCUCCUUUUAUAAAAUAUAAAUAUUAAAUUGUGUAAUGUUUGUUAAA